Messenger RNA from Perca flavescens (yellow perch), 2601 nucleotides. RefSeq lists its product as uncharacterized. The record is from RefSeq and is a predicted model, not a curated record. NCBI's taxonomy places the organism in Eukaryota, Metazoa, Chordata, Actinopteri, Perciformes, Percidae. The transcript has 18 exons. The coding region runs from base 96 to 2516 and encodes 806 amino acids.
UGUGACUGUGCUGUCACCAUGACAACCAGGUGAUCAGCUCACCUGAUGCAGAAGAGACCCAGCAGAGACUGAGACACACUUUCUGCAGCUUCAACAUGGGAACGGCUGCACUCUUCUUCGGACUGUUCAUCUGCUGCCAGUUCACGGAGAAAUCUUCAGCUGAAGAUUUUGUGUCGUCAGGUUUAGAGGAAUCUGUCGUUGAGUGGGAGUGUCGGGAUCGGUACCUCUGGAUCCAUGUUCGCUCGCCGCAGAUGCCUCGCUUCGAAGCCAGAGAUGGAAAUGGCGUCCACCCUCUCAGCGAGCCACUGGCUUCGCGCUGCGGUUACACCAUCAGCACCUUCAGGAUGGACGGCUUCACCACCUUCAGAGCUUCAUACUACUCGUGCUUCACCCCAAACCAGAACGACGAGGUGUUCACCUUCAGCUUUAAUGUGAUCGUGAACGACGCUGGGGGAAAGUGGAUCAGCUGGCCGGUUUCUGCCGUCUGUUCUGGUCUCACCUGGACUCACAGAGAGAUCAUCUGCGAGGAGGACUACAUGGAGGUGAACGUGGACAGAGAGUCUUCGUGUGGAGGUCAGCGGGGGGACAGCGGAGAGAUGUGGUAUGCUGCCUUCUCUCAGGCGCAGAGGACGGCGAGUUCUGUGUGGCAGCUGAUGUUCCUGCAGAGUGACGGACAGGUUUCUUCCAUGUCCAUCAGUGAAGCCCAACAGUGGGGCUACAGCCUGAUGGUGGGCGCCCAGAGGGUGGUGCUCCGCUCGCAGUAUAAACAGCCGCAUGCCGAGCUGACUACGGUGGAGGGUGUCCCUGUGGAGGUUGUCCGGGUUUCUCUGUUCAUUAAAAAGAAGCUGACGGUGAUGAUGAUCGACAUGUCCAUGGCCUGCACAGUCAAUUCAGGAUCUUUCGACGGCGCCUGGCUGCUGUGGGACGUUCCGUGGGUCGUGACCCCGCUGGUCGACGAGGGAGCAGUGUUUGAAAGCCGAAGUCUCAGUCUGGGGGUGGAGGGGGUUCUUCUGGACGAACACACCGCCACAACCAGAGGAUUCAGUCUGGUCCAACGAGGCCCUUUGGUCCAGAUCGGAGUUCCUUUCGGGGCGGAGGGCGGCUACAGGAAGAGUUCGGUGGUGAACAAUAUGUACAAGGAGACGUUUGUGAUCUUCCUGCUUUACGAACACGUCUUCUCUUUGCUGUAUGAAGACGGAGGCAGCAUCGACACAAGACACCGAAUGCUCAGAGUUCUCGACACGCCACUGCUCUGCCGUAAACCCUUCCACGUCGACAAGACUGUAAGUGAUGGCCGGUCGUUCAGCGUCUACCUGGGAAACAUCCCUGCUGAUGUCACGUUGGAGGAUGUCCAAAUCAACAGUAACCAGCUGAUGAUGUCACAGAGCAACAUCAUCAGUCCUGUCUUUCACGCCAACGGCAGCCGGGCCUACGAACUGCGCCUGCCCUUCGAGGACGCUGUAGUCCGCUGGGUGUACCUGGGUCAAGGUGUGGUGCAGUACGCCAUCGAUGUAAACUUCACACUUACCAUCAUGCCUCAGAAAGCCUCAUACUACCACCUCACGUCCAUCACAGCACAAGCAUUGAACAAGUUUCCCCCAGAGAUUACGGCUCAGUGUUCAAGCGGAGGAAUCACCUUCAGCGUGGUCAUACCGUCGCGAGCAGAGAGUGUCUGGGAGGUGGGCGUUGGCCAAGAGCCUCUGACGUCACAAAUGUCCGCCCAAAGAGGGUACCACCUUCACAGCGACGCCUUCAGGACCACGCUGGAAGUCCCGGCGUUCUCUGUCGGAUACACCUACGAUGGUCUCACAUUGUCAAACUUUUACGGAACAUUUCGGCUUCUUCUGAGAGACUCCAAAACGUUGGAGGUCCAGACAUCCACCUCCAAACGCUGCCUCUUCAAGACCGAGGACAUGAUAGUGUGUUCAGCCGACGGGACCGUGACGGUGGUGACCACGCCCACCUCCACCAGGCCCUCGGUGCAGCCCGACAGAACCACUCUGUUGGACCCCAACUGCAAGCCCAAACAGACGGACGAAUCCAGAGUCCUGUUUGAGUUCAACUUGGACUCCUGCGGGACCAGAGCUCUGGUCGGGGAGUCGUACGUGGUUUAUGAGAACGAGAUCAUCUACGACAGACAGCUGAUUUCAGACGGACUGAACUUAAUCUCCAGAGAUUCUCAGUUCAAGUUGACGGUGCGAUGCUUCUAUCCGCUCAGCGGCGUAAACAGACUGUCUGUUGACCGAGUCUUCAGAUCGGAGACGCCGGGACUCGGAUCAGUCAAAGUCUUCAAGCACCUCAAAGGUUCCACAGAUCCAGCAGAUGACCUCCCUGACGAAGACUGUUUGCAUCAGGUUUCUGGAAAUGCUUUCAACAUCCCGACUAACCAGGUCCACCAGCCGGCGGCGCCGGCAGCCGGGGAGAGUCCCGCCUCACAGUCAGAACCAUCGCUUUCAAACCCCUUGGCUUCAUCCACCUCCGUACAGCGCAGAACUACACAACUACAUCCCAGCUGAUACCAAACACAUGACACCCAAAUACACAAAGUCCAGCUCGUCACCGGCAUCUGAACCAAAAUCUGCCGCAACCGGCUGGGUCGAC